AUGAUAUUGCUCUGAUGUUUUUACAAUUAUCUUUUUUGAAGCAGAUAGUUCACAGUGCUCAUUCUAUCGAUACUGGGAAAAAAAGAAUAAUGUUUACACUCAAUUUUCAUUACGAAGAUGUAUCACGUCAGGAUCCGUUGCUCAAACCGAAUCACGCCAACGUUAUGGAAGUUCCUGGAUCGUGUAAAAUAAGAGUAGUACCAAAGGCAGCACCUUCUGAUUUCAUAAUAAAAAAUGGAAAAUUGGCUAUGGAGAUUUCGUGCGGUCAGAAAUUAAUACAGACACAGAGGGCUUCGACAGGAAAGUCGUUUCGAUCCAAUCCAUUCUUGGGGUCAAAUAAAGACAAAAAAGGAUAUGUCAGUGACCUAGCACGGCAAAGCACUCUCCGAGGGCAUGGAAUGUCUCAUUUUUUGGUAAGAAUCUCCGCAGUAAUGUCUCUGUUAGAUUUUCCGGUCGAAAUACGGGAAAAGUCCAUUCAAUUCUUGAUGGAAAUGGAGUUUUGCGAAUUCUCCCCGGAGCUGGAAGAUCAUUUCGAGAUCUUCGAACAUAUUCGAGGGUUCAAUGUAACUAUUGUAACUUCGGCCAACACACAAGAUGAGACUUUACCACCGUGGAGCGGCUUUUUUCAAAAAGAUGAGGGGGAAAGUCAGUAAGAUGUCGGAGAAGCAAAAUAUACGAGAUCACAAACGUAGAUUGCUCGCGGCUAAGUAUGAAUUGAGACGAAAGCUUUAUAAAUUUGUAAAGAUACCGAUCGAUCUAGUGAUAUGCGGGGCAAACAUCGUUAUAAGUUGUCCAAGUUGCCAAGAAAUAGUUCCUUUGCACGAGUAAGAAA
Erigeron canadensis is the source of this 832-nucleotide messenger RNA. RefSeq names its product 60S ribosomal protein L5, mitochondrial-like. Bases 15 to 653 code for a protein of 212 amino acids. NCBI's taxonomy places the organism in Eukaryota, Viridiplantae, Streptophyta, Magnoliopsida, Asterales, Asteraceae. The record is from RefSeq and is a predicted model, not a curated record. Gene Ontology annotation, molecular function: structural constituent of ribosome; RNA binding. Gene Ontology annotation, biological process: translation. The transcript has a single exon. Gene Ontology annotation, cellular component: cytosolic large ribosomal subunit; ribosome.